AACUUGACACUUUGCUGCAGAAACUGCCGUCUGUUUACUUUGUUGACGAUCAAAAUCCCCAGCGAUUCGAAAUUUUUCCGUAAGUUUUCUGUCACCACUUCUCUUGUGUCGUCGUGCUUAAAACGUAUGGAAAGUUUCUGAAUCUCGGGGAUUUAGUUUGUCCCGAAAUCUUUGCUUUUGGAGUUUUUAGAGUUGUGCAGUGUUGAAAAAUAUUCAUUAAAAAUGAUUCCACGCAGAAAACCAGUUCACAGUGCUCGCGAGUAACCAGCUGAUACCGCCAAGAGUUUCUAAAGUGUUUUGCACCACCAGCGUAUCUACCAUCAGUUUACAAAAAACUUUCUUGAGACUUUUUUUCCUCUACAUUUACUACUUUGAAUUUUUACUGUGUCAGACUUACAAGUUUAUCGUAUCACAUAUAUACAGAGCCCUAGUUUCAUACUUUCAUCGUCAUAUUUAACAAAAUAAAGCUGCUAAUAUCUUAAAAAUAAAGUUUGGAAUUCUUUCUUCUAAAAUCCCGAUGAACUAUUUGGAAAUAAUGUGUUCUUCAUCUAAAUUAACUUGUUCUAAGCAGCUGCAUUGGAUUUACGGUCAGGUGAGGUGACAGAUUAAGCCCUUACUAUACUAAGCGAAAUAUCGAAUCUCAAGAAUAUUUGUUUGUUGCCAACAGUUUUCAGCAAUAAUGAACUUACUUGCCAUUUUGGCUUGCCAGGAGGGAUUUCUCGCUAAGAAUAAGAAGAAUGUUCUUCUUAUUUUCUAUUCGAUUUGUUUUGCUCUCUAUUUAGCUCUUGGAGGACUAAGUUUUUUGGUGUUGGAAGGUCAGCAAGAAGAUACUAUGCAGCAAAAGAUUUUGGAUGUCAAAACCAAGGUUACUAAAAAAUACCCAGAUGUUCCUGCUGAAGCUUUGGAUGAAUUUCUAGACGAAUUAGAAGACAUAGGAGUUCGAGGUGUUAGCUCCACCAACCAUACUAAAUGGACAUUUGGAAACGCUGUUUUCUUCUCAGCCACUUUGCUUACUACUAUCGGUUACGGCCAUCUGUCACCAAAAACUCCUCAUGGAAAGGUAGCAUGCAUGGCAUAUGUAGGUUUCGGAAUCCCUCUGACCCUGUUUGUUUUAGCUUGCUUCGUUGAUAGUCUCAUGAGACUAUCAGAAGCUUAUAAGCGCACUCUCUUCAAAAAACUUCAAGGCUUUCUCGAACCAAUGACUAUACGCUUGAUUCAUAUUUCUUCUAUUAUGCUUUCCAUCUUGGUGUGCUGUUUCAUUGUUCCAGCAAUGAUCUUUCAACGUUUGGAGUCUGACUGGACCUUUUUAGAUGCCAUAUAUUACUGCUUCAUCUCUUUAACAACCGUGGGGCUUGGUGACUAUGUGCCAGGUGUUGAUCCACAAACUCCAAAUGUGGAUCUCUAUCGAAUUUGUGCCACAAUAUUUAUCUUUUUUGGAGUUGCUAUAAUGAUGUUUAUGAUGUCUGUCACUGCUGACUUUUUCCAAAAUUACAACAGCUGUUAUGUAGAAAACCUGCCAUUUACAGUAUCUUCAGAGAAAAUUCCAAUCAAUACUGUAGAUGUAGAAUCGUAUGGUUCCAUACAUGUGCAAAACUCGAAAAUCAUCACAGAAGAUUUAAGAAACAAAAUCAUCAUACCACGUUGAAAGACUCUCUACUUGAUAUACUCUCAGAUAAUAUGAUGUGAUGAUGUAUAUAUUGAGAGGGGGGAUAAUCAAAAUGGAAUAUAUGAUAGUGUUGAAGGGAAAAAAAAAGGUUGCUGCCAAUACUGUACUGCUUCAGGGUACAAUUUAGCAUUAUUACUGCAGUGCUGGUAUUCUGAAGUAGACAAUAUAAGAUUAGAGCAAAAUGUUGCCAGUUUUGCAUUGCGUUUACCAUAAAAUGCCACAGUUUUAAAAACCAUCUUUUAAUGUUUUUGUAGGAAGAGAUUAAAAAAAAAUAAUGUAUUAAACAUUUCUAGCUGGUUAAUACUUUAUAAUCUAUGUAUCAGUUAAUACUCAAUAAAAGACGUUGUUCUUUUUUU
Molecule: messenger RNA, 2022 nt
Organism: Stegodyphus dumicola
Lineage: Eukaryota; Metazoa; Arthropoda; Arachnida; Araneae; Eresidae
Product: potassium channel subfamily K member 6-like
Biological process (GO): potassium ion transmembrane transport; stabilization of membrane potential
Cellular component (GO): plasma membrane
Molecular function (GO): potassium ion leak channel activity; outward rectifier potassium channel activity
Source: RefSeq, a predicted model, not a curated record